GCACACCAUGGACGGCCCGCUGAAGGAGCUAGCGAAGCUGGAGAAGCUGGCUUCCAAUGCCUCGGCGAAGGGGAAGGCGCCGAAUAUCAACGACUCGCUUGAUGCGCUGCUGCACUCGCUACGUGAGGUGAAAGACCGCCUGCAGGUCGGCUCGGCGACGGAGGACACGCUGAGCAUCCUUGCGAGGACCGUCGAGGGGAAGAAGAAGGAGGUGGACGAGCGGCAGAAGGAAGUGUACAAUACGCUCAACAGGCUGGGCAAGACGCUCGACAAGAAAUUCUCCUCACCAUUACCGUCAUAUCCGCCCCUCUUUGCGUCGCCAGAGGCUGUAUCCGCGCUAGAGCGGACAGUUGCGCUGCACUUUCUCCGGACUGGUCAGUUCAACACUGCCGAGGCGUUCAUUGAGGAAGUCGGAAUGGACGUUGACGCAGAGACGCGAGGCAGAUUUGUAGACCUCCAUCAUACGUUAACCGCAUUGAGGCAGCGGGACAUCCGAGCGGCAUUGGUGUGGACAGAACAGAACCGCGACUUCCUCCGCGCACGCUCGUCAUCACUAGAGUUCUUCCUCCACCGCUCGCAGUACAUCAACCUGCUCCUGGCCACGCACCCUCCCGACGUCGCGUCAGCCCUGUCCUACGCCAAGGCCGCAUUCCCUCCGUUCUCGUCAACGCAUGAGCAGGAGAUACGCCGCCUGAUGACGUGUGUGCUCUACCUUCCCCUCGCGCGUCUGCAGGCAUCGCCAUACGCCGACCUCGCGUCGCCCUCGCUGCACCUCGACCUGGAGCCCAUGUUUGCGAAGGAGUAUUGCGCGAGCCUUGGGAUGAGCAGGCAAGUCCCGUUACGGGUGGUCGGCGACAUCGGUGGCGGGGGCGCCCUGGCGCGGAUCGAGAAGGGACGCAGGGUCAUGCGGGAACGCAAGAGCGAGUGGAGUCGCACGGACGAGUUGCCAAUUGAGAUACCGCUACCACCGCAGAACCGCUACCAUUCAAUCUUCGCGUGCCCAGUUUCGAAGGAGCAGUCCACCGAUCAGAAUCCGCCCAUGAUGAUGACUUGCGGCCACGUUAUCACCAAAGACAGCUUGCACAAGCUCAGCAAGAACUCUCAACGUGUCAAGUGCCCGUAUUGUCCUGUAGAAUCGCAGCUGGCGGCUGCCCUGAGGGUGUACUUCUGAUCGACGUCAAGUUGGAAGUGUAUUUUUUGCAUUGUACUGAUAUCCCAAACAUUCCCGUGUACCACCAUUAGCCACAGCAUCGUGUACGACAGAUAUUGUAAAUGACUCAUCAGGCUUC
Molecule: messenger RNA, 1289 nt
Organism: Postia placenta MAD-698-R-SB12
Lineage: Eukaryota; Fungi; Basidiomycota; Agaricomycetes; Polyporales; Adustoporiaceae
Exons: 6
Coding region: 8-1171 (387 amino acids)
Biological process (GO): proteasome-mediated ubiquitin-dependent protein catabolic process
Cellular component (GO): cytoplasm; nucleus; GID complex
Molecular function (GO): ubiquitin protein ligase activity
Source: RefSeq, a predicted model, not a curated record